Pelagomonas calceolata is the source of this 371-nucleotide messenger RNA. The record is from the annotation of a GenBank genome assembly. NCBI's taxonomy places the organism in Eukaryota, Pelagophyceae, Pelagomonadales, Pelagomonadaceae.
UUUGGGGCUCGAUCAAAGCGACCCUGCCAAAAUCACGCUAGGUGGCACGCUCACGGGAUUACGGUACGCAGCAGGCAAGUUCAGUCGGGCACCAAAACGUGCGCGGAACAGCUUGAGCGGUACCGCAGGAGCAAACGAGUAAUCGCUCUCCCAAACUCGGCAGGCCAAACAGCUGCGCUCGCUUGCGGCUGGCCAAGCGGAGUCCCACAGCCCGUUCAAGGCUUGCAAAAGAACGCGCAAGUCGCCGCUAAGUCGCCGCUUCUAGAGCGCGACCGCUUUUGCUGACGCGCGCGCACGAGCCGCGUCGCCAGCAGCAAAGCGAAGAAAGGAUUCCGCCGCCGCGGGGCAAGAUGCCGGCGGCCCGCGUCGCG